CAAAAUAGCGAGUGUCUCGGUGCGGGAUGAGCAGCUGCUGCGGCGGCUGACGGCUCGGUGGCCCCCUGCGAUGAUGGCCCUGUGAUGGAUGCAUCCCGCAUCCCCCCCCAGAUGGCGGAGUGAGGCGAGGAUGCGACUCCCCAGUUCCAUCUUUGUGUCGGUGUCCCUGUUCACGGCCGAGACCACGGCGGCGCUGUACCUCAGCUCCACGUACAGCUCCGCCGGAGACCAGAUCUGGCAGGCGCUCACGCUGCUGUUCACGCUGCUGCCGUCCGUGCUGGUGCAGCUCACCCUCAUCUUCAUCCACCGGGACCUGAGCAGAGACCGGCCGCUCGUCCUGCUGCUGCACAUCCUGCAGCUCGGGCCCGUCGUCAGGUGUCUGGAGGCGUUCUGCAUCUACGGCAGCGUGGGCCGCGUGGAGGAGCCUUAUGUCAGCAUCACCAGGAAGAAGCAGAUGCCCCGCGGGGGCCAGGCCGAGGAGGUGGAGCGGCAGGUGGGGCAGGCGGAGGGCAAACUGUUUACGCACCGAGCGGCCUUCGCCCGCACCUCCGUCAUCCAGGCCUUCUUGGGCUCGGCGCCCCAGCUCACCCUCCAGCUCUACAUCUGCGUCCUGCAGCAGGGGGUGUCCAUCGGAAGAGGCACGCUGAUGGUGAUCUCCCUCCUGUCCAUCGUGUACGGCGCUCUGCGCUGCAACAUCCUGGCCAUUAAGAUCAAGUACGACGACUACGAGGUGGACAUCCGGCCCACGGCGUACCUGUGCAUCUUCCUGUGGAGGAGCUUCGAGAUCGCCACUCGCGUGGUAGUUCUGGUUCUCUUCAGCUCCGUGCUGCAGCUCUGGAUCCUGCCGGUGGUUUUCCUCAACUUCCUCGUCUUCUUCCUGUACCCCUGGACCCUGUUCUGGCAGAGCCACUCGCCGUUCCCCGAGAACAUUGAGAAAACCCUCACCAGGGUGGGGACCACCAUCGUGCUGUGCAUGCUCACCUUCCUCUACGCCGGCAUCAACAUGUUCUGCUGGUCGGCCGUGCAGGUCAAACUGAAUGACCCUGACCUCAUCAACAAGUCCCAGAACUGGUAUCGCAUGGCUGUUUACUACAUGUUGCGUUUCGUGGAGAACGCCUCACUGCUCCUGCUGUGGUACAUCUUCAAAACCGACUUCUACAAGUUGAUCUGCGCCCCGCUGCUGGUGCUGCAGCUGCUGAUCGCCUACGCCAUGGCCAUCUUCUUCAUGCUGGUCUUCUACCAGUUCUGCCACCCGUGUCGGAGGCUCUUCUCCUCCAGCAUGACGCAGGGCCUGUGGGACUGCUCGUCCCUCCUCUGCCUCGUGUGCACCUCGGCCUCGGCGCAGCGCAGGCCGGUGGCGAAGGCCGUGCUGGAGCCGGCCAGCACGCGCAGAGAUCCGGCCAAGGCCCGGGGCCACGACACGGCCAGCAACAGCACGGACGUGCCCAACGACACCACGUACGACAUGCUCAACGACAACAUCUACGACAUUCCCAAUGACGCAGGCAACAGCGUGGGCGGUGGGGUCAACGGGGACGUGGGCCACAGUGUUUCCUGCGACGCUUAGAGCAUCGCGUGCCAUUCGACUGUUUGUACCUGCUGUGAUCUUCAAGUGCCACGUGACUCGAGUCGAGCAGACUCUCCUCCGUCUCAUGUGUCCCAUCUCGGCUCAAGUUUGGCCUCGUGUCGCGGCUGCAAACACACAAAGGUGACGCUCACCUGUCUUAUCAGCCCACACACAUUAACCUUUCAUCCUGGAGCCUUUUUUAUACACGCAGAACCCCACAGACCCCCCACAUGCUGCAUUACUGAUCACGAGGAGCCGUGCGUUUAAAGUGAUUGUAUUUGGUGUUUUUCUUUUUAGCAUGAAGGUGUGCAUGUGUGGAACCUCUCAUGAGGCACAACAGUUGUUCAAAAGUGGAGAUUUGUUUCUUUUUCUAAACCACGCCCUUGCCAGUUGUACGCCUUCGAUCAAUCAGCUUUUUUUACUCCUUGAUAAGAGCUUUAUAAUCACCACCUGCUGCUUUUGUGAUGUACUUUUGCUCAACGACGGGAUUUUUUUCCUCUCCACACUGAUAAUAAAAGGCCUGCUCCAUCACCAAAACUCGUUCCUGUGAAGCACGGGCAUUUCUACCAGUUUGCACGUUUACGAAAAGGAUUUAAGUGUCUUUGGAUCAAAAGCAGCCAUAGUGACGUGAAAUGCAUUUUGUUUACCUGUCUGUCAGCUCUCUCUGUGUCAGUUAGUUAGAAUAUUUACACCGAGUGCACAAGAAAAUUGCUUAUAUAUACCUGAAAAUGCAUUCAGUAUAUUUGCUCAUUUUGAACCUUUUCAUGUAAAUAGACGUGGUUGAGAGGGAAUGUCAGUAUGAUUGUUUUUGCACUAACUUUUGAGCGAUGUAUCUGCAGAGGAACAACAGCCUCGGGAAUCAAAGGAACGCUCCAUGUUUAUACAAACAGGCAACGUUAAAUGCCCAAAAAUGAGUGAAUAAAAAUAGUCCAACAUGAACAAUUAAAGUGUUUAAAAAAUAUAAAUAAAU
Messenger RNA from Cololabis saira (Pacific saury), 2537 nucleotides. RefSeq names its product X-linked Kx blood group (McLeod syndrome) (gene xk). NCBI's taxonomy places the organism in Eukaryota, Metazoa, Chordata, Actinopteri, Beloniformes, Belonidae. The transcript is spliced from 3 exons. The coding region runs from base 89 to 1567 and encodes 492 amino acids. Gene Ontology annotation, cellular component: membrane. The record is from RefSeq and is a predicted model, not a curated record.